This is a messenger RNA of Microthlaspi erraticum, 2502 nucleotides long. The record is from the annotation of a GenBank genome assembly. NCBI's taxonomy places the organism in Eukaryota, Viridiplantae, Streptophyta, Magnoliopsida, Brassicales, Brassicaceae.
AUGGCUUCUCCUGCCAACAAGAAAACGUCCUCAUCUCCUCCAAUCCCGAACAGACCAAACCCUAAACCCAGAAACUCGGAGGCUGGUGAUCCAAUGCGCCGGAGCUUCGGCGGCAAUCCAUUUCCGACCAAUUCCAGAGCCAAUAACCCCUCAGAUUUGACUCGGAGAAACUCUUUUGGUGGAAGAGAAGACAAAGAGAACGAAACCAAACCUAUUCAAACCUAUCCAAAGACUUCAAAGCAUUUCAUGUCACCAACAAUCUCAGCCGUCUCUAAGAUCAAUCCAUCUCCAAGGAAGAAAGUGUUGGCAGACAAAAACGAAUUGCCUCGCUCUGAAGUUGUCAAAGGUCUAAUCUUGGAGGAAGAAACCACCAAAACCCAUCGCGUUGUGUCCAAGUCAUGCGUCUCCUUCUCAGAUGUUGUACACGAGAUCGUUGACAUCGACGUUGAAGUAAAGAAGAAGCUUGAAGGAUCUUCUCAUGACGACGACAUGACUGUCACUGAUUUCGAUCAUGAGAGUGAAGUUCUUGACGAGGAGAAGAAGAAAGGGAUUGUGUAUUCUGAUCCAAGAUUCAUGAUUAGUCCUCGCUCUUCUGUUCCAUACACGUCUCCAGAGUUUGCAGCUUCGUCUGGUGAAGCCGAUGCAUUGGCUCCUUAUGAUCCGAACAAGAAUUUUCUGUCUCCGAGGCCUCAGUUUCUUCAUUACAGGCCUAAUCCGAGAAUUGAGAAGCGUUUCGAUGAGUGUAAGCAGCUUGAGGAGCUUUUCAUCUCUGAAGGGUCUUCUUCUUCUGACACUGAGUUGUCUGCUGAGGAAUCUGCAAAUUCUGAGGAACAAGAGGAACUUGCCUCUCAUGAGAGUGAAGCUGAGGCAGUAGUGGAAGAAGAAGAGACAGUGGAGCAAUUGGAAGCAGAGAGUGAUGAAGAAAUGGUUUGUGAGAGCGUUGAAGAAACAAGUCAAGCUCCAAAACAGUCUGGUUCCAGGAAAUUGAAGUUUCUUGGUUUGUUUUUGGCUCUGGCGUUGGGGUAUAUGUUGGUUUCAGCUGCACCAAUCGAUCUUCUGAAAGAGUCGCCAUUCUACGAGUUCCAUAUCCCAAGAGAAGUAACAGAGUUUGCAAAAGCUAACAACUUGGAGAAGUUGAGUGAAAAGCUCUGGACUUUGACAGAAUCGUCACUUGUGAUCGUGGAUAAGCUGGUCUCACGUCUAGGAGGAGGAACAGAGGAAUAUGUUCCAUUGAAAUUUCAUAACUUGACAUAUAAUCAGGAAGAUUACAGUGUUUUCCAGCCAAUCAGUGAAGUGCCAUUACAAGAGAAGAGCAGAGGUGGUGAAUACAAUCUUGAGGAUGGCUAUGACAAUGAAUUUGAGGAGGAGAGUGGAGUAGAGAAAAUCUCUGAAGAUGGCGAAGCAGAAAGUUAUGAGUUUGAUGAAGAGACUGAGAUGGAGUCAGGCACAGAUACAGAGUUGCAUGAAGGUGAAGGAGACUUGGAAGCUUUUUUGGAAGAUGUCUUAGAGUUGAACAUUGAAGAACACAAAGAGUCUGGGGUCAAUCCUGAAGAAAAGCUUGAAACUGGAUCAACCAAAAAGGACCAAGAGGAGGAGUUGGAAGAAGCUGAAUCUGAAGCUAUCAACAUAAACCAGCAAGAUGUUGAAUCCGCUGCCAUCAAUGUGCACCAGCAGAAAGAUAGUGAUGUAGCUGGUGCUGAAGUUGGAUCAGAAGAAGGUUUUGAGGAAACUGUAGUAGAAGCUAUUGAUGAUCUUCAUCUUGAAAUGCAGCAGAGUGAGGUCAAUAAUGGUGCUGCAAGUGGAUCAGAAGAAGGUUUUGAGGAAACUGCAGCAGAAACUAGUGAUGAUCUUCAUCCUAAAUUGCAGCAGAGUGAAGUAGCUGAUGCUGAAAGCGUACCAGAAGAAGGUUUAGGGGAAGUUCUUUAUCCUAAAACUGAUGCUGAGAGUGAAUUAGAAGAAGGUUUUGGGGAUAUUGCAUCAGAAGCUAAUGAUGAUGUUCAUCCUAAAGUAAGGUCUUUUGUUAAGGAGAUGAUAGUAUUGGCCUCUACUGUGGUGGUUCUACUCGCAGCGGUUGCUUUCUUAUUCUCCAAGAAGACAAAACCUGUGUCUGCAUCUGCUCCUAAACAAGCCCCUGAGAGCAAGAAGCUAAACUUGAGUCAUGUGCCAGUAGAGAAUCUGAUGAAAGAAGAGCUUUCUUCACUGAAUUUCCGAGAAGAAGAAGAAGUUGAUGACAGAGUAAGCAAGAACUCAUUCCACAGCAACAAGAAGAAGAAAGAUUCUGAAGAACAUCAAAGUGGUGAAGGAGGCGAGAAGAGUCAUGGCAGCAGGAACUUGAGGAGAGAAUCAAUGGCUUCCUCAGCAUCAGAAUACUCCGUUGGCUCUUUCUCAUACGGAAGUUUCACAACUUACGAGAAAAUACCCAUCAAAACUGGUGAUAGAGAGGAAGAGAUGAUUACACCAGUGAGACGUUGGGGCCGGGAUGAAUGUGAUAUCUGUGUUUAA